GAGUCGGUGAAGGUCUAUCUAUCUCAUCACUGGCUCUGCUCUUCUCCGACUCAGCACACAGAAGAGCCAUGGGAACCUUUGAAGGACACCUGUUGCCAGGACUUGGCCUCCUCAUGUAUUCAAUCUAUUAUUCGUCGCUAAUGUCCUUGGCCCUACUCCGGAAACAGACGCUGCUCAAGCACCCCUUGCUCCCAAGGAAGCUGCUGGGUCUCGGGCUGGUUUCGCAGUUAUCCUAUGAAGCAGUGGUAAAGGUGGUUAUCCCUGCUUUUGGCAUUAUUUGUGAAUACUACUACCCCCUAGGGGUCAACCGUCUGAAGAUCAUAGACUGGAAGGACCCUCAGCGGCUGUUUGUUUUCAAGGACAACUGGCAGCAUGUAACCAUGUUUGGGUUCUUUAUUCUCAGUGGCAUAGUAGACAUUGUGAGUCAGGCACAACGGGCACCUUGGAGUGUGAAGCUGGAGCGCGCAGCUGAAGCCCUGACUUUCUAUGUGGUGGCACUGCUGAUGAUAUCCCAUAUUGAAAACAAAAGCGUCUUGGAGAUCCGAGUGCAUCUUCUGUUUGUGUUGCCUGCCUUCUUGCUUGCUCUGAUUCUCACUGUGGAGAUCUGGGUCCCUGACAAUGCCCCACUCUGGGUCCUCAAGAGCUGGAUGGGACUGGUGUUAAGCACCUGGAUGUUGCAGAUCUGUGAGAUGUAUAUACCUUUCACUGGACAGCCCUGGAGGGCAGACAACCCUACGGACCUGGCGUUUGUAACCAUUUUCUUCUGCUGGCACCUGGUCUUAGGGGUUACCUUGCUGAUUACCAUCUAUGGCCUCUGCAGUCUCUGGCACCGUCACUGUUCUUCCUGGACAAAGACUCUUGGGGCUAGGUACCAGCAGUGUCCUAUGGAAUCCAGUGGUGAAGAAUUAGAAAAGCUCAAUGCAGAAGCUAUGGCACAGGAUGGAGGUGUGUAGGAACAGGAGCCAUCUCGAGUGUGCAUGCACAUCUUGGAGUCCACAGCACAAUUCUCCAUCCCAGGAUCUAGCUUCCUUAUCCUCAAAUAAACCUUGUAGCUCCGAGGAUAACUCCUUACUUAUCACUUCGUUCCAUCCAGGUCAGUCUCCCAUCUGGUUCCUUAUCUGUACGGUUUCUGGUCAUUCAUUGGAAAGAACAAAAUUGUGCUUUCCUAUGAUGGCUUUUGGUAAAUUUUCUUAUUAAAAAAU
Mus caroli (Ryukyu mouse) is the source of this 1202-nucleotide messenger RNA. RefSeq names its product transmembrane epididymal protein 1A-like. NCBI's taxonomy places the organism in Eukaryota, Metazoa, Chordata, Mammalia, Rodentia, Muridae. The record is from RefSeq and is a predicted model, not a curated record.